This is a messenger RNA of Paramecium sonneborni, 540 nucleotides long. The record is from the annotation of a GenBank genome assembly. NCBI's taxonomy places the organism in Eukaryota, Ciliophora, Oligohymenophorea, Peniculida, Parameciidae.
UAAAAAAAUGCUAAUAUUUUUGAUAGGUCUUGUUCGAUCUCAGUCUGCUUCAUCUGCUGGGAUGAAUGAGGUACAAAUUAGUUUUUUUAGGAUUCCAAACUUAUUUAUGAAACAUAUUAUGCAUAACUAUUACCAUAUUACAUAGUUGAUAUGUAGUUUCCAGAUUAUUUUCAAAUAUCUAUGAAAAUAAGUGGAUGUGAAAAAUGCGAUUCACCUUAUAUUGAAGGAGGACCUGAUAUGAUAAUUGAAUUAAAUUAUACAUUAUAUAUUGUAAAAUGUGAUCAAAUUUGGGAAUUACAUGGAAUUUGUGGUACUUAUUUAGAAGUUCAUAAGUAUAUUAUUUUUAUAUUAUUUUAAAGACCAUUGAAUAAAGAUAUAAUAUAUGAGUAACAAAUAAAAGGUAAAGGAACUCUAAGAACAUAAAUGUUAACUAAAUAAUUAUAAAGUGGACGAUAUGAAAUAUGGGUUGUUGUACGUAGUAAAAUUGGAUCUGUUAUUCAAUAUGUGAAAUCAUUUUACAUAACUAUUGUCAAUUAAUGA